Messenger RNA from Helobdella robusta, 1808 nucleotides. RefSeq lists its product as hypothetical. Gene Ontology annotation, biological process: fatty acid beta-oxidation. Gene Ontology annotation, molecular function: acetyl-CoA C-acetyltransferase activity. NCBI's taxonomy places the organism in Eukaryota, Metazoa, Annelida, Clitellata, Rhynchobdellida, Glossiphoniidae. Bases 92 to 1294 code for a protein of 400 amino acids. The record is from RefSeq and is a predicted model, not a curated record. The transcript is spliced from 12 exons.
GUAGCAAAAAAAAUCAAUCUUGUUAUCUCAAUCCACUUUUAGAACGUUCAAUCUAGUUUGUUUUUUGUUAAAGGGCAAUCAGCAGGCAAUCAUGGCUAUUACAAGAAUUCCAAAAGGUAUUUUCAUUGUUGCUGCAAAGCGAACUCCGUUUGGAACUUUCGGAGGUAAGUUGAAGAACUUGACACCAACACAACUGCAGGAGGUUGCGGUGAAGGCUGCCAUGAAGGCAGGGAGGAUCAAUGCCGACUGGGUUUCGUUCACUGUUAUUGGAAAUGCAGGGCAGACAGCAAGUGAUUCAGCGUACAUCAGUCGACACAUUGGCAUAAAGGCAGGCAUUCCCAUCACAUCUCCUGGCUUAACUGUGAAUCGUUUGUGUGGUUCGGGAUUCCAAUCCAUAAUAACUGCUAGUCAGGGCUUGUCGUUGGGCGAGAAUGAGGUAGUGAUCACGGGCGGGGCAGAGAACAUGAGCAUGGCACCUCACGCCGUCAGGGGUUUCAGGUUUGGAGUCAAGUAUGGAGUUCAUCCUGUGCUGGAAGAUACACUGUGGACCCUUUUAACUGAUAGCUACAUCAACAAGCCUAUGGGCGUGACGGCUGAAAAUCUGGCGGAGAAGUAUGGCAUAACAAGGGAGCAGGCUGACGAGUAUGCUGUGCUCAGUCAGAAGAGAUGGAAAGCCGCUUUCGACGCUGGUUACUUCAAGAAAGAAAUUGAGCCAGUCACCAUCAAAACGAAAAAAGGUAAAGAGGAGUUGAUGGAUGUCGAUGAACACCCGAAGCCCAACACAACAUUGGAGUCCAUCGCUUCCCUACCCUCUGUCUUCAAGAAGAAUGGAACUGUCACUGCUGCAAACGCUUCCGGCAUAGGCGAUGGAGCGUCCUGCGUCAUCCUAGCGACAGAAGAUGCAUGUGUCAAGUACAACAUCAAGCCUCUCGCUCGAAUGGUUGGAUACUCCAUCGUUGGUUGUGACCCGCACUUGAUGGGAAUCGGGCCAGUGACGGCCAUUGAACACCUCAUGAAGAAAACAAACAGGAAGCUAUACGAAAUGGAUUUGAUUGAGAUUAACGAAGCCUUUGCAAGUCAGUACCUUGCGGUGGAGAAGCACCUGAAACUGAACAGAGAGAAGACGAACGUGAAUGGAGGGGCUAUUGCCAUGGGCCACCCUGUAGGGGCUUCAGGCAACCGAAUCAUCGGCCACUUGGUCCAUCAUCUCAGAUUCUUGAAGGCCAAAUAUGGUUUGGGAGCAGCCUGCAUAGGGGGCGGUCAGGGAAUUGCCAUGCUCGUCGAAGCUGUUUAAUACUUUUAUAACAUUUUUUUUAAUUUCUUUUAGAGUUUUUAUUUUGUAAAGUUAAUUAAAUUUUAAAUCGUGUCUGUAGUUUUCAUUUUUUGUUAUGGAAUGAGACUAAGGAACUUAUUAAUUUUUUUGCGUUAUGCUCCGAGGCUUUUUAACCGAAAAAAUUAUUUUUUAUUAAUUAUUAUAUUAUAUUUUAUUAUCAUUAUUUUUUAUAAAAACCUUGUCAAUAUUAUAUUUACCAUAUUUUUUAUUACUAUCAUCGUCACGAAGUUGCAUCUCCGUCGGGUGUUUGUUUUUUCAGCCGCCAACGAUCAAGCAAUAGUUCUGAAAUGUACAAAAAUGAAUUUGGCUACUGUUCCUCUUGGUCUUCUAACCAACAUUUGCAGAUGCAAAUCAUGCAACAAGUUGCUUCCCUUUUGAAGUCCUUUUAAAUAAUUUAUUCUAAUUAUUAACGUGCAUAUUUUAUUUUCUCUUUUUUUUCAUUCAAACCAAUAAAUGAAUUUAUUAUUGUUAGUGU